AUGCUUCUUCAUCGUGUGUUGUUUGUUCUGGCGUUGCUUUUGAGCAUUAUCUCUUUAUUUGUGGCGGCUGAUGCUACUGACUUGACUUCAGCUGAAGGUGUUGUUGGUGGUUGCUCUCCUGAAGGUGGUCCGUCUGAUAAUUCUGAGUGUGCUCAGCCUCUCAAAGGUAGCAAGGGUAACCCUGGUUCCCCUGGUCCCGCUGGCAACGCAGGUAAAGACGGUUCUACUGGUGCUGCUGGUGGAAAAGUCGAAGGCCCUGAAGCUCUUGAAGAUAGUAGGGUAACUCAAAGAACCACCACUCAUGGUUCCGUUCCUGCUGCUCAAACGUUACAACCACAACUAUCUUCUGGUUCACCGCCAACGCCAGGUUCAACUGGGAAUUUGGCUGCUCCUGGUUCUCAUGGACAUGAUAGUCGUGUUCCCAGUGCAUCAGAUAAAGGUUCUGAUGUUGCUCCACAAGUUGCAGAGGAUCAUCUCGAACAAAAGGGUACUGAUGACAGACCUGCUACUCCUGCUGGUCAUAAUUCUGCGUCUACAGUUAUCAGUCAAAGUGGAAACAACGAUAAUAGUGCAUCCAGUGAACGUACAGAUAACAAGGGCGAGACCGUUACACCAUCAUCUACCAGCAGUACGGAGUCAAAACCCGAUGGAGAACCUGAAACUAUAACGAGUGGAAAUGACGUUACAUCUGAAGUGAAUGAAUCAUCAAACAACCAAAAUGCGGGAGAAAAUACAAUAACCACUACCACCACCACCACCACAACAACAACAACAACAACACUUCCUCCUGAACUCACAAACAACAAGAAGGGUGAUGCAGACAGCAGCAUCAGUAUCAGCAGUUCUGUGUGGGUGCGUGUACCACUACUGAUUGUGGUUACACUGGCCUGUAUUCUUGUGUGCUGA
This is a messenger RNA of Trypanosoma theileri, 906 nucleotides long. RefSeq lists its product as uncharacterized. The record is from RefSeq and is a predicted model, not a curated record. NCBI's taxonomy places the organism in Eukaryota, Euglenozoa, Kinetoplastea, Trypanosomatida, Trypanosomatidae. The transcript has a single exon. The coding region runs from base 1 to 906 and encodes 301 amino acids.